Molecule: messenger RNA, 2514 nt
Organism: Stylophora pistillata
Lineage: Eukaryota; Metazoa; Cnidaria; Anthozoa; Scleractinia; Pocilloporidae
Product: neurocalcin homolog
Molecular function (GO): calcium ion binding
Source: RefSeq, a predicted model, not a curated record
UUAUUUUCGAGACAUCUCGUAUAAAAUACAUUUCGCUAUAAAAUUUGUUUCAAUUUAAUUUUUUUUUUCCGAUUGGUUUCAAGCGCGCCACAACGGGAAUAGGACGACGCACAUCCAUUGUCAAUCAAAUUUGAACGAGUUUGACUCUCUUAGAAAUAUUAAUUUAUGCUGAGGAUUGGAAACGUUGUUUUCAUUUUCUGAAGCCUAUUUUCAAGACCGCAUACGUCCAUGACGGAGCGAUCGCCGAUCUAAGGUAUUUGUAUAACGGUAAAUUCUCAGUUCCUUGACGGACAGAAAACAGAUACCCCGCCAAGAAAGCAGCCUUGCCUUUUUGAUGUAAUUGGACCAUGUCAAGACCAGCUUCUGAUUCUGCCUCGAUAGGACGCCAGAGAAAAUAAUUGUUGUUAAUGCGAUAGCAAAUGCAGUGCAUCUGGAGAGUCGAUCGUCGCCUCACAGUCAUACUAAGCAACGAACGCUAGCGGAACGAUCGUUAACUGUCGCCGGAAAGUUAAAGCGGUCGAGAGCGCCAGAUAUCCGACCGGACACGCGACGGCCAUCUUGGUUGAAAUUCUUUGGCUCGGGCGCGGCGUGUCGGUCGAUAAGCGAAGAUUUUCCUUUUAUUUGAGAAUGGGUAAAAAGCAAAGUAAAAAGCUUGACCCUGAGGUCUUGGGUGAUCUCCUGAAGAACACAAAGUUUGAAGAAAAAGAACUUAAGUCUUGGUACAAAGGCUUCCUAAAAGAUUGUCCGAGUGGUUACUUGACGAAACAACAAUUUAUAGAAAUGUACAAGAAAGUAUUCGACAAAGGAGAUGCUUCAAGACUUGCCGCUUGUGUGUUUCGGCGCUUUGAUGUGAACGGCGACGGAAAAAUUGACUUCCGUGAAUUUAUGUGCUCUCUCUCCGUGUCGACUCGAGGAACAAUGGAGCAAAAGCUUCGUUGGGCGUUCAGUAUUUACGACGUGAAUGGGGACGGGCAUAUAACGAAACAAGAAAUGUUCCGGAUCGUGGACGCAUUAUACAAAACGAUGGGCGAUAAUCCGGAAGAAACCGAAGGCAUUCCGAACUGGGACGAACUUACUCCCGAGGAGCGCACGCUUAAAGUUUUUCACAACUUUGAUCAGAACAGGGACGGUGUUUUAUCUUUGUCUGAAUUUAUCGAGGGAGCCAUGCGCGAUAAAACCCUCGCGCUCAUUUUGGAACAAGGAGCAGAGAGGACAUGAAGGAGUGGCUGUUAGAAAGAUGUUUUUACGAACAGAAGACGCACUUAAUUGCCUUACUCGGGCUGUUAUUAGAUACUCUGACAUUUUCUUCGAAUAUAGAUAGUUUGAAGUACGUGUUUAUACUAUUAAGAACUUACACGUAGCUUUUCAUGUGGUUUGGCACCGAGGAUUUGAUGUUUCCUUCUUAAAACUUCCUCUGCAGGCCUGCAGGUCGCUGCAGUGCUCAAUAUUUAGUGAGCCGGUGGUGAUGUCUUUAUACGAGAGGGGAAUUUAUUGUUUAUCAAGAAGAGAUGGUCUUUCGUGAGGGUGGCAAAGAAUUUAUACUUGACGUGUUAUUACGGCCAAAAUAAUGUAAUGCGUGAAUUUUAUCAAAAGGUAAGAGUGAUUCGUGAAUUUACGAAGUAGAGUGCAUGAUGCGUGAAUUCCUUCAUCAAAUAUGCGUGACCGGUGAGUUUUUGGAGAUUUGGAUGUUUCCCUUUUAAAUUCGGUACGCAUGAAAUGCUAUCGUACGUGGUACGUGAUACGUGAAUUUUUCUACAACUUCGUGUAUCAAAAAUUGCUCUCCCCUAUCGUUGGUAAUUUGGUACUUUUAAGCGAAUUAUUUGCUUUGUGUUCAAAGGCAAAUUAAACAAAUUAAACUCGAAACGGUCUCUAUCUACGGCGAGAACAAAAAAAUUUAUAUUUAGUUUCACAAGAUGAACCACUGAUGUAAAAUUUAUUAUAGCUUGCGAACAGGCGUUUUUUUGUCGCCCGCGAGAAGUUAUGAGGUCUGAGGUACGUGAACCGGCGAGAUCAUAGGUCCGUAAGGGAACCAGCACUGAAAAUGAGGCACUCCUGGCAAACUUCUACCCGGCUCGCAUCAAAUCUUCCCAUGGGCGCAGAAAGGUGCGCCCAGUAAAAAUGAGGGCAUGCUUGCAAGUAGUCUCGUACCCAGACCCGUUCUCGGCCAAGCGGUAGGAUCUGGGAACGAGAUUAGAUCGCAGGCUAAUUUAUCCUAAACGUAUUCGCUGAGGAGACCUUACUUCUCCAUAGCUGCCUUUAACCUUAAGAAGCACUAUGUGCUCCAGGAUAUCUCUGCCAUUUAACACUGAUUUAAAGUUUAAAAAACUGUCCUCCAACGUACUUAAAAUCAGAUUGUGCACACUUGCCUAGCAGCCUGGCCUCUAACUUUUGAAGUAACAAAACCCCGCUGCCCCGCUGCUUCUCAAGUCAUCAAGACUUCACUAUUUGAGCCAAGGAUGCCUUAUUUUGUAGCUCUUGUUGGUUAGGAUAGGGCACCUUAAGAAAAAAAAAAAA